Molecule: messenger RNA, 1848 nt
Organism: Rubroshorea leprosula
Lineage: Eukaryota; Viridiplantae; Streptophyta; Magnoliopsida; Malvales; Dipterocarpaceae
Source: the annotation of a GenBank genome assembly
UUGAAACCAACCCUAAGCUCCUUUUAUCUCCACUCUAAAGGUAGCCCCGAUUAUUGCUGACUUAAGCAUCGGAGUGUCUACCCCGAGUUCCACCUUGGGGCUUUACAAGUCAAUCCGGAGUGCAGACGCGGACUGAAGAAGGACUUCUGGUUUGGUGCAAUUACAUUGGCACCAUCUGUGGGAAAUCGAAUAAAAAGCUUUAUUUCUAUGUUGAUCCAGUUGAUCGGAGGGAAGAAAAGAUGAGUGAAAGGCUCAUGGCUGAUUCUUUUGAGUCGCAAAAGUAGAUCUGAUGAAUUUACAGAAUGGGUUUAUUCGCUUGUAAAGAAGAGAAGCUUUCACAAGAAGAUAAAUAGAAUCCAAGAGACAAGUCCCCGACUAGGUUGCUCACAAGUAUGAAAAUCCCUCCAAUUAGUUGCUAGGGGAACAAAAGCCUAUGGUUCCAAUGCUAGAAGAAGGCUAAACAGCUAUGGCCGGGCUGACUAUGGCUAGGCUCCAUUACUCAAGCUCGACAAUGAUGAGCUGUAAGCAUCUUGCUGGAGCAUGAGCUGCAAACACCCUGCUCGAGCACAAGCUACAAAAUCUUGUUGGAGCAUGAGCUACGAAGUCCUUGCUGAAGCAUGUGCUGCGAACUUCCUGCUGGUGCACGAGCUGUGGAGUGCUAAAGUCCGAGUUGCUAAAUGCUAGAGCACGAGCUGCGAGCAUCUUGCUCAAGCACAAGCUGUGAACAUCCUGCACGAGCUGGGAACGUCCUGCUCGAGCCCGAGCUGCUCACUUCUACUCGAGCACAAGCUAUUUGUUAUGAGUUGUGGGUAACGGGCAUGUUAAGGGGGUUUACUGGGUGGCAAGCACAACCUAUGGUGGAAAAGGAGCUCGUUCAAAUGUUGGUGGACAAUCAGCUGAUGCUAGCUCAAGAUAAUUCAAAAGAGACGAGACAAGAUGAGCUCGAACUUCAUGGUAGCGACAAAGCAAUCUACCAACUCGGCAGCCUCCCACCUCGGCAGCAACAAAGCUCAAUGCCCAUCUCACCAGCAGCAAAGAAGUCUCCCAGCUCGGUGACAUGCACCGAGCAAAACCCACUAGCUGCAGAGCUCAAACACUUGCUGCCGAGGUCAAGCACAAAGUGCAGAAAUCAAACACGAGUUGCCGAGGUUAGCCACAAGCUGCAAAGGUCAAGCAUGAAGUGCAGAGCUCCAACACGAGCUUCCGAGCUCAAACACGGGCUGCAGAGGUCAAGCAUGAAGUGCAUAGCUCCAACACGAGCUUCCGAGCUCAAACACGGGCUGCAGAGGUCAAGCAUGAAGUGCAUAGCUCCAACACGAGCUUCCGAGCUCAAACACGAGCUUCCGAGCUCAAACACGAGCUUCAGAUGUCGAGAACGAAGUGCAGAGUUUAAACAUGAGCUACCGAGAUCAACCACGAGCCCUGAGGUCAACCAUGAGUUGCAAAGGUCGAGCACAAAGUGCAAGGGUCGAGCACAGAGUGCAGAGUUCCAACAUGAGCUGCUGAGGUCAACCAUGAGCUACAGAGCUCAAACACUUGCUGCCAAGUUCGAGCCUGAAGUGUAGAACUUGAGCACGAGCUGUAGAGCUCCAACACUUACUACUGAGGUUGUCAAGAAAGCAAUUAAUCUCCGCAGCAAAUUAGAGUUUUGGUCCAAGUUUGGUCCAAUCUUAUAUUAAAAUUUAUUAUUAAUUGCUUUCCGCAUUCUUUGCAUUUAUUUCACAUUUUUCCAUUCAUUCUGCACUUGUUUUUGCACUCAUGAUAUCAUUUUGCCAUCUCAUUUUUUAUAUAUCAUAAUCAUGCUACUUUGCUCAUUUGCAUUUAUGAUUAUAAAUAUCCAUUGCUAUU